Messenger RNA from Apis florea (little honeybee), 4487 nucleotides. Its product is annotated as atrial natriuretic peptide receptor 1. Gene Ontology annotation, cellular component: plasma membrane. The record is from RefSeq and is a predicted model, not a curated record. Gene Ontology annotation, biological process: cGMP biosynthetic process; intracellular signal transduction; protein phosphorylation. Gene Ontology annotation, molecular function: ATP binding; guanylate cyclase activity; peptide receptor activity. NCBI's taxonomy places the organism in Eukaryota, Metazoa, Arthropoda, Insecta, Hymenoptera, Apidae.
AUCGCAUCGCGGUUUCUUCAGGAUUGGAAUGUUUCGAAUCGUCGAGUCCGGAUAAUUGGUUCAUCCUGAUCGACGGCGUAACGAUCGAAAAAAGAAACUAGAGGGCGGAGAUUCACGAAGAAAAGGAUGGACUCGAAAAGGGGAAUCGUUGGUCGUAUAAUUCGACCCAGUAGCGAAACAGUGAUGAACGAGGUUUCGUCGUUUUCGUUCAAGUGUUCGGAAUAGCAGAACGAUUCAAAGAAGAAAAGUAUACGAAACGUGAAUAAAGGAAGAAGAGUCGUAUAGAGGAACGUAUCACAUACAUGGGUACCAAUUGGAUCAUCGCAUUGACGAUCGCCUGGCUAACGUGUCCGGUGAAUGGGAAAAUGACUUGUCGUGAAGUACAACUGGCUCGUGACUGCGAAGCUCUUUGUAAAGAAAAUCAUUACGGUAGCAGUACCUGUGAAUUGAGAGUAGCUCUCCUUUUACCAGCUGAUCCAAGCUUUGAUAUAGCAUUGCCGAAAGUUCUUCCAGUUCUCGAUUUGGCCGUCUAUAAAGCCAAAAAGGGAGGUCUUUUACCUUCUUGGUUGAAAUUAAAGUUUCUUUCGCAAGACGAUCAUUGCGACGCGACGUACGCCCAAAUUGGCGCGAUCGAUAGCUUCUCGAAUUGUGUACAUUUGUUCCUCGGCCCUGCUUGCGAUUAUUGCGUAGCGGCCGUUGGCAGAGUGGUAAAAUUCUUCGGUGCGCCGUUAAUUACUACCGGUGGAUUCACCUUCGAUUUUACGCAAAAGAAAACAGAAUGCAAAGACGAAUACUUUAUGACGACCCGAGUUGGAAAUUUGGCCUUCAGGGAUCUCGCCAAUUUCUUCAUCGCUUUGAUGAAUCGAUACGAAUGGCGGAAAGUGCAUCUGGUCUACGCGACUAACGGGCAGAGUCAGCUCGCCGGCAGACACACUUGUCAGCUAAUGAUGAAGUCCAUGGUAGAGUUUAUCAAGAAGCAGCCAAACUUUACGUUCGGCACGUUCGAUGUCGAAACCACCGUCCCUAAAGAUUAUCCGGAGGCGUUGCAAAAUCACGUGGGCAAUUGGUACGGUGAUGCUUUCUUCGGCCCUGUAUGCGACUACGUGAUAGCACCUGUGGCCCGAUACGCCGGCGUAUGGGGUAUCCCCGUGUUGACCGCAGGUGCUCAGGCCGAAGCGUUCCGUUACAAGAGCGAGCAUUAUCCAACGUUGACCAGAAUGAUGGGUUCUCAUCGGCUGGUAGGCGAGGCGCUCAGACAUAUCUUGGUGCGAUUCGGAUGGAAAAUCGCCGGUCUGCUUUAUCACAAUCACGCGAUGGCCAGCAGCCGUGGCAAUUCGGAAUGCCACUUUACUUUGGGCGCUGUUUUCACGGCCCUCGGUCAAACGUCGGUUCACAAAAGUUUCAACCAGGAAAUGACCACUGUCGAAGAUUAUCGAGAUUUGCUCGCUUUUCUCGCGAAAUCCGCCAGAAUCGUGGUGAUGUGUGCCAAUUCGACGACCAUCAGAGAGAUCCUUUUGGCCGCGGAACAGCUUGGAAUGGUCGAUUCCGGGGAAUACGUGUUCUUUUCCAUAGAACUCUCGUCCAGCGAUAACAACUCGAAGGAGCCAUGGAGGGUGGAGGGCGACACGGAGGAAAGGAACGAAAAGGCGCGGAAAGCUUAUCAGGCGUUGUUAACGGUCACCGCCCGAACCCCCGACAAUAUCGAGUAUUUGAAUUUUUCGCGAGAGGUGAAGGCGCUCGCGCAAAACAGAUACAACUUCACUUUCGGCACCAACUCGGUCUCCACUUUCGUCACCGCGUUCUACGACGCGGUCAUACUUUACGCCCUUGCGCUUAACGAGAGCUUGCCCAAACAUCCCGGCAGAGUGAACCUGGACGGCGGUGAUCUCACACGGAAAAUGUGGGGCAGAAGUUUCAAAGGUAUAACUGGAGAUGUGAACAUCGACGAGAACGGGGAUCGAAUAGCGGAUUACUCCCUUCUCGACAUGAAUCCAGAAACGUCCAAGUUCGAGAUCGUGGCCAAUUACUACGGUGCCAAUAAGACGUUGCAAUACGUUGCUGGGAAACGGAUUCAUUGGUCGGGUGGCAGAUCAAAACCGCCACCUGAUACGCCCACUUGCGGUUUCGACGGCUCCCUGUGCCCUGAUAAUACUCUUCCAGGAUACGCGAUUCUGUCGAUGGUGUUGAGCUCUAUCGUCGUCUUCCUCUUCGUUGGCUCGGUGUUCAUAUACAGGCACUUUAAGCUCGAGGCGGAAAUAGCUUCUAUGACGUGGAAGGUGCACUGGAACGAUAUUAUCUUCGUGCCGAACGCGAAAACCCGGGGCUCCAUGUUUUCGUUGAUCGCGAACAAGAUGCGCGGUAGCCAACUGACCAUAUACUCGGACGAAAAUAUCAGUGUGCCAGGUGAAGUAGACAGAAACGUCUACAUUCCAACCGGAAUUUACAAGAACUCUACAGUGGCCAUAAAACUUAUACCGAGGAAAAAGGUGGAGAUCUCGCGGCCUUUGUUGCUGGAAUUGAAAAGGAUGAAGGAUCUUCAACACGAUCACCUGGUACGAUUUUACGGCGCGUGCAUCGAACCACCGUAUUGUUGCCUUUUGACCGAAUAUUGCCCGAAAGGAUCUCUCCAGGUUGGUCCACUUCUUCUCUCUCUCUCUCUCUCUCUCUCUCUCUCUCUCUCUCUCCCUCUCUUCCUCUUUGUUGUUUCAGAAAUAGUGGAAGGAGUGAAAAGAGGCGGUGGUUCUCCGUUGAGACCCGCGAUCGACGAUGCUGCGGUCGAGGAAGAGGUGGCUACCUUGAUGAGGAAAUGUUGGGCGCAAGACGCCGCAGACAGACCAGAUUUUCCCGCGCUCAAGCAGACCAUAAGGAAAAUUAACAAAGACUACGAGAGCAGCAACAUUCUCGAUAAUCUGCUCUCUCGUAUGGAGCAAUAUGCGACGAAUUUAGAAACGUUGGUGGAGGAACGUACAGCGGAUUAUCUGGAGGAGAAACGCAAGUGCGAGGAACUUCUGUAUCAAUUGUUACCAAAAUCUGUCGCAUCCCAGUUGAUAAUUGGACAGAGCGUGAUAGCCGAAACUUAUGAUCAAGUAACUAUCUACUUUAGCGACAUCGUAGGAUUUACGAAACUCUCGGCCGAGAGUACACCACUUCAAGUAGUGGAUUUAUUGAACGAUCUGUACACGUGUUUCGACUCUAUCAUAGAAAAUUUUGAUGUUUAUAAAGUGGAGACGAUAGGCGACGCUUACAUGGUGGUAUCAGGAUUACCGGUGAGGAAUGGGACGAAUCAUGCCAGGGAAAUCGCGAAGAUGAGUUUAGCGUUAAGGGAUACCGUGAUGACGUUUAGAAUACGUCACAGGCCAAAUGAGCAAUUAAAGCUUCGAAUUGGAAUGCAUUCCGGGCCUUGCGUGGCUGGUGUCGUUGGUCUGAAGAUGCCCAGGUACUGUUUAUUCGGGGACACUGUGAACACCGCGUCCAGGAUGGAAAGUAAUGGAGAAGCUCUAAAAAUCCACGUCAGCCCGAAGACGAAAGAAAUUUUAGAUACGUUUGGGACGUUUGAACUCGUUUGUAGAGGCGAGGUUACUUUGAAGGGUAAAGGUACGAUGACAACCUACUGGUUGAUCGGUGAAAAACUACUGGGUAGCAAUGUUCAGGAAACGAUCACCGUGUCGUCGGUGAUGACAACAGUAACAUCCAUGACAACGACGAGCAAUCAAGUGUCGAUCGAUCAACCACGAUCGCACGAAGAUCGUGCAAACGUGGCUACUUAUCAAACAGUGCAAUCGAAAUCGGACGAGAUUCAAUCUAAACAGAAUUGUCAAGAACAAAAUCAUCGAGCGGCGCAAAAGGGGGUUCAAGAGCAGCAAAGAAUACAGUCGAGUCAGCAGAAAGGUCAAGAGCAUCGACAACAGGUUGGUGGUCAAGGCGGAAGUCUGGAAUUGCAGAAUCGCAGCAAGGAUAGAAGUGGUGGCGAUGGUGGCCGCGGUGGUGGCAAGGAAGAUGGUGGAGGCGGAGGUGGAGGUGGAAGAAAUAGAGAUUGGAACGACGGUAGCAAGGACGAGGGCAAGGUGGAGAGACAAGGUGGAGAGACAUUUACCAAGGGAAACGGUUUAACGAGUCGCGUUCGCACGAUAAGCAACGGUUCGUCCGCUUCACCGUCUCGUAAUCAUUCUCUCGGUUCGACAUCGUCGAUCAACGUUUCACAGGGGCGACGGCCCUAUCAAGCUAGCGAAAGCGUGGCGAAUCACACGGAAAGCGGUUCGAGCGCACCCCUCCUUGUACCCACGACACCCGCUUCGAGAGUUUAGUUCCUUUCUUUCGUUCUUUUAUUCACACAUUUACCUUGCGAUCUUCCGUCGGAUAAAUCAUCCUCGAUAUACGUGUAUCAUCAUGUAGAGUAGCAGCUGAUUAACUUUCGGAUCGGUAAUUAUCCGAUCGAAAUUUGGGUCCACAUGUUCGAAAGAAUUUCUUUCGAAGUAAAAAAAAAAAAA